AUGGACUCUCACGGAGGACACUACCUCAACAAAGAAGCUGUGCUGUCACCUUUAGGUGCAGCCCGAAUAUGCCAGCUGCUGCUCGGCUGCACCAUAAUGUCUCUUGUGUCUCACGGCGCGGACUACAGCGCCACCUACGGAACCUUCUGCAUGUUCGUCUGGUGCUUCUGCUUUGCGGUCACGCUGGUUGUGUUCACCUUGGACAUCACGCGGCUCCACGCGUGCAUGCCCAUUUCCUGGGAUAACUUCACCGUGGCGUUCGCCAUGCUGGCAACGCUCAUGUACAUCACGGCCUCUGUGGUCUACCCGGUGUACUUCCUCCAAACUGAGUGCCCCGAUGAGGACUGCGAGGUCCAAAUCUACCGCAUUGCUGUCACCGUCUGCUCCAGCGUCUGCUGCUUCCCCUACGGUGCUGAGGUGUUCCUAACUCGAGCCAAGCCAGGGGCCGUGGUGGGUUACAUGGCCACUGUGUCCGGCCUACUCAAGGUGGUCCAGGGUUUUGUGGCCUGCAUUAUUUUCGGAGCCCUGGCCAAUGACAGCGAGUACACCCUCUACGUGGCCACCCAGUACUGCGUGGUGGUGUACAGCCUGUGCUUCUGUGUCACGGUCGUCGUGGUCGUGCUGACUGUUUCUGGCCGGACCUCUGCCCUGCGGGUCCCCUUUGAUCGGUGUGUGAUCGUCUACACCUUCUUCGCCGUGAUCCUCUACCUCAGCACGGCACUGGUCUGGCCCAUCUUCAGCUUUGACAAGAAGUACGGCACCACUACCCGUCCUGAGGACUGCCCCCGAGGAGAAUGCGCCUGGGACAGUAAGUUAGUGGUGGCGGUGUUCACCAACGUCAACAUGGUCCUAUAUUUCGUGGACCUCGUUUACUCCCAGAGGAUUCGCUUUGUCUCCAGCUCUGCUGUCUGA
Molecule: messenger RNA, 912 nt
Organism: Cyclopterus lumpus (lumpfish)
Lineage: Eukaryota; Metazoa; Chordata; Actinopteri; Perciformes; Cyclopteridae
Product: myeloid-associated differentiation marker-like protein 2
Exons: 1
Coding region: 1-912 (303 amino acids)
Cellular component (GO): membrane
Source: RefSeq, a predicted model, not a curated record